AUGAAUGAUGUCCAAAAAAGAUCCAAUGAACAAACUGUUAAAGAUGAUUGUCAGUCAAAUGAAGGAUUUGUUGUGAAGAUGCAUGGCCUAUCAUUGUCAACUACAGCUGAUGAUAUAAUAAAAUUUUUAAACACAUUGGGUGAAGCAAAAGUUAAAGAUGGUGCUUCUGGAGUACAUUUUACUAUGAAUAGAAAAGGAAAACCUAGUUCUCAAGCUUAUGUUGAAAUGGAAUCCGAAGAAAGUCUUAAGGCUGCUCUUAAGAAAGAUCGAGAGUAUAUGGGCAAUCGUUACAUUAAAGUAUUUCCAUCAAAACGUUCAGAAAUGGAGUGGGCUAUUAAAAUAACUGGUUCAACACUUGACAAUGAACUAUAUGAUAAUUGUGUUCGCAUAAGAGGUCUUCCCUUUGAUUAUACUAAGAAUGAGAUUGUAGAAUUCUUCCAAGGGUUAGAGAUAACACCAGACGAUAUAACCAUAGUAAUCAACUCCAAGGGGCGGAGAAUGAAGGAAGCUUUUGUACAAUUUGUAAAUAGAGAGAAUUUAGAGAAAGCUCUGCAGAAACACAUGGAGAAAAUAAGAUUCAGAUAUAUUGAAGUAUUCCGCAGUAGUUUAGUAGAAAUUCGCAAGUCACUGAAAAGAAGAUCAAGACAAACUCCAUAUGACCGAAUGGAUAGUUUUGCUAGUAGUGGUGGUAACAGUGGUGGCAGAGGACAGUACAUUGAUAUGUCCAUGAGAACUGAACGUGAUAUGAGGUCAUUUGGCAGUGGUAGAAGUAUGGGUAGACCAAGAGGUGGUAGCAGAGGUGGAGCUAGUAAGAACUGGAAUCCUUCACCAAGUAGACCAUUACAUGUUGUACAUAUGAAAGGAUUACCUUUAAAAGCAAAUAAGAAUGAUAUAGCUAAAUUUUUUGAACCAUUGAAGCCCGUUAAUAUACAUUUUAUUUUCAAUAACAAUAAUCAACCGUAUGGAGAAGCAAAUGUUGAAUUUGGUAACAUAGAAGAUGCAGUGCAAGCUAUGUCAAAAAAUAAAACAUUUAUGGAACAUAGAUACAUUGAACUGUUUAUGGUAGAAGGUGGAUCAGGUUCUGGUGGUAAUAACAUUAGUAUGGAUGACAUGGGACUAUCAACUGCAGGCGAUAGCAGGAUCUUUAGAGGAUAUGGAAAAAAAUCAUUUGGUGGAGAAGGCAGCAUCAAUGGUUUUGGCAAUGGAAAUUUUUUUGGGAAUAACACAUUUUCUUGCCGUAAUGAUAACGCUGGUCCUCCUAAUUCAUUUUUUUCAAAUAAUAUGGGUGGAGGUGGAUAUCAAAGAUCUUUUGGACCAAUAUAA
Molecule: messenger RNA, 1323 nt
Organism: Acyrthosiphon pisum (pea aphid)
Lineage: Eukaryota; Metazoa; Arthropoda; Insecta; Hemiptera; Aphididae
Product: heterogeneous nuclear ribonucleoprotein F-like
Exons: 7
Coding region: 1-1323 (440 amino acids)
Molecular function (GO): RNA binding
Source: RefSeq, a predicted model, not a curated record